Molecule: messenger RNA, 918 nt
Organism: Caenorhabditis remanei
Lineage: Eukaryota; Metazoa; Nematoda; Chromadorea; Rhabditida; Rhabditidae
Exons: 4
Coding region: 1-918 (305 amino acids)
Cellular component (GO): nucleus
Molecular function (GO): hydrolase activity, acting on ester bonds; zinc ion binding
Source: RefSeq, a predicted model, not a curated record
AUGCCGGAUUGCUCUGAAAACUUGUCAGCUGUGAUAGAGAAUCAUGUGCCUAGUUUGGAGGAGUUAAAGGAGGUUUUCCAAAAAUCCCUGGACGCUAAUUUCGAAACGGUCCAAGUGGACAUCGUGGACUGCCCCAACCUGUCUGAGCCACCAUUCCAUCAAACAUCUUCUGGCUUCGGUCAAAACCUCAAAAUCGCAGAAGUCGGAGGACCAGGCAACCUCUACCCCGGUUUCCAUACCGAUCAUCAAUUUGAUAUAAGAACUAUUGGAAAAGUAUGUGAACACCCUGAGGCAUCGGUCUUCGGACCAGGUGCCGGUCCAUGGCCAGUGGUCAAGAAAAACUGCGAAAUGGUGGCCGAUGUCAAUUUGAAAACUGGAAAAACUGCCACAAAAAUCGCGGAAAUCUAUCAGGAAAAGUAUAGACAAAAGAUAAUUGAGGAACCAAAGUUCAGUUUGAUGGCUAACCUGGCGUUGUCAGAUGCUGAUAAGUCGGCCAAAGUUGUUCAUUUCAAAGCGUCGGUGAGGACUGGAGAGAAGAAUGUGACGCAUUGUAUCAGAGAUGGCUUGCAGGAACAUUUUGGAGAGAGACCCGUCUCGCUCGCCGGUCAGUUCAUAAUCCACACCGGGCAAGCAAAGCUUCACGUAAUGCCUCACUUCCCGGGGUGCCCGUUUGCAAACAACGAGGAAGUCGACAAAUGGCUCAACUAUUUUACGAUGGAUGCUCCUUUGGUCUGUGCCACCGUCAUGCAUUCUUAUGAUCCUGGGCACAAUCUGAGAUUGGAGCACACUCAUUGUUAUAGUGAACAUGGGGAUGCUGGACAUUAUCAUUAUGAUGUGACACCUGCGACGGUGGCUUAUGAAGGAUGGUUUGCACCGGCUGGGAAGGUUUAUAGAAUUGAUGAAGUCGCGAAUAGAUAA